GACAAAAUGGGGGCUAUGAAUCCUCACCAUCAGCAGAGCUGCCUAGUACUGCUGUUAUGCGCUAUUAUUCCAAUCUGCUGCAUAUUUGCAGUAGAAGCUACAGUGGAUGAUCUACUGCCCUUCAAAUUUGGCCAAAACAUCCCGAAAAGAAGCGAUUUCCCACCAGAUUUUCUCUUUGGCGCUGCGACUUCAGCUUAUCAGACUGAAGGUGCAGCAAUGGAAGACGGCAGAGGGCAGAGCAUAUGGGACGCUUUCAGCCAUCAGCAUCCAGAGAAAAUAGCGGAUGGGAGCAACGGAGACGUUGCUGCUGACUCUUAUAAUUUCUAUAAGAAAGACAUAGCCUUCAUGAAGGAGAGUGGGAUGAAAGCCUACAGAUUCUCAAUCUCAUGGACUCGAAUAUUGCCUAAUGGGAAGCUCAGCGGGCGUGUAAACCAGAAAGGAGUUCAACAUUACAACGAUGUCAUCAACGAGGUUAUAGCUCAAGGCCUAACUCCCUUCGUUACGCUCUUCCAUUUCGAUACUCCUCAAGCAUUGGAGGACGAAUACGGCGGAUUUUUGAGUAACAAGAUUGCGAAUGACUUCCGAGACUUUGCUGAUGUGUGCUUCAAAGAGUACGGGGACAGAGUGAAGCACUGGAUCACAUUGAACGAGCCGCUCACCUACUGCCGGGAGGGCUACGCCUCCGGCGGCAUGGCUCCCGGCAGAUGCACCACCACUGAUGAGUUCAAGUGCGACCGUGGAGACUCGGCGACCGAACCUUACAUAGCCGGCCACAACCAGCUUCUCGCCCAUGCCGCCGCAGUUGCCUUGUACCGACAGAAGUACCAGGCAACUCAAAAGGGCAUGAUUACAAUCACAUUGAACUCAGAUUGGUUUAUUCCUUACACCUCAAGCAAGCAGGACGCAGAUGCUGCACAGAGAGCCCUUGAUUUUAACUUUGGAUGGUUUAUGGACCCGAUUACUACCGGAGAUUACCCGAAAAGCAUGAAAGAUAUUCUUGGUAAACGACUCCCGAAAUUUACGGCGGAGGAAUCGAAUUCACUGAAAGGAUCAUUUGAUUACCUUGGCCUCAACUACUACACCAGCAGAUAUGCUUCCGAUUACGUUGGAUCUCCUCCAUCACGUCCAUCCUACAUGACUGAUCCAAAUGUCAACUUGACAAGCCAACGUGAUGGGAAACUUAUUGGCACACCGACGAUUGCAUUUUGGUUAUAUGUAUACCCAGAGGGAUUUAAAGACCUAUUGCUACACAUAAAAGACAAGUACAACAAUCCCAUCGUCUACAUUACUGAAAAUGGGGUUCCUGAUAAUGGUAAACUCCCCUUCAAGGCGGGAGAGGCACCAUAUGAUAUGUUUAGGGUUCAGGCCCUUCAAGGACAUAUUUCCAACUUAAAUAUGGCAAUCAAGGAAGGGGCCAAUGUGAAGGGGUACAUGGCGUGGUCUUUAAUUGACAGCUACGAGUGGCAAGCGGGUUAUACAUUUCGUUUCGGUUUGUACUAUGUCGACUUUAAAAAUCCCUCGAUACGAUUCCCGAAACUGUCAGCUCUUUGGUACAAGGAAUUUCUUGCUCAUUGAUUAGUGUUACAAAUCAGUAUCGAAUCAUGAUUGUAACAAUGAGGCCCAUAUACUGAAAAGUAGAUAUCCGAAGGUGCAAUUGUACCGGUAGUCUGGUACUUAUGCUACUAAUAAUGUAUGAGACCUCAUAGAAGCUUUGUGGUUCAAACUUAAAUUUCAAUAGGGAACAUAGAGAUGGAUGAUAUCAAAUCGUUUUGAAGUUCUGAAUUAUGAGUAAUCAAAUUUGGAUAAGAUGAAAUAUAGAGGAGGU
This is a messenger RNA of Linum tenue, 1825 nucleotides long. Lineage: Eukaryota; Viridiplantae; Streptophyta; Magnoliopsida; Malpighiales; Linaceae. The record is from the annotation of a GenBank genome assembly.